AUCAUUUAUAUAUACGUCCGUUUUUAUUCAAUAAAUUCUUUAAAAAAAGAUGAGCCUUGCUCCUGCAGCUCUAAUUCACAAAAAGAGAAAAUUAUUCUUAGGAAUAGAUGGACCUGUUGGCUAUGUUCCUGGAGCUGGCAGAGGAGCUACAGGGUUUACCACACGUUCUGACAUUGGUCCUGCGCGAGAAGCGAAUGAUAUAUCAGAUGAAAGGCAUGCUCCACCUGUCAAAAAAUUACUUCCUGGAAUGGCUAAGCCAGAAGAAGAGAAAGAUGAAGAAAAUGAAGAAGAAGAUUUAAAUGAUUCUAAUUAUGAUGAGUUUGCCGGAUAUGGUGGUAGCUUAUUUGCCAAAGGGCCUUAUGAGAAAGAUGAUGAAGAAGCAGAUGAAAUUUAUUAUUCUGUUGAUUUACGAAUGGAUGAAAGAAGAAAAGAAAGAAGAGAAGCUAAAUUUAAACGUGAAAUUGAAAAAUUUCGUCAAGAAAGGCCAAAAAUUCAACAACAAUUUUCAGAUUUGAAACGCCAACUCUCUUUGGUAAGUGAAGAGGCCUGGUCCGAUAUCCCAGAAGUUGGUGACGCCCGCAACAAAAGAAAACGGAAUCCGCGGGCCGAAAUCUAUACGCCCGUACCUGAUACAGUUAUUGGCGGACCGGGUGGGUCUGGCACAUCCGCUAACCCGAACACUACCUUAGAUCCUUUGCAACAAAGGUAUGGUGGAUUUACUACACCCUUUCCUGGCUCCUAUGGUGGUGCUAUGACCCCCUUUGGAAGUGGAGCCAUGACCCCAUUCGGUGCUGGCGCAAUGACACCUUUUGGAACUAUGACACCCUCCGGGUUGAGGAAUGGGGAUUUGGACCUAAGAAGAAUAGGCCAAGCUCGAAAUGCACUUAUGGAUAUCAAACUCACUCAGGUUUCUGACAGUGUUAGUGGUCAAACUGUAGUAGAUCCCAAAGGUUAUCUCACAGACCUUCAAAGCGCUCUACCCACUUUUGCAGGUUUCUUCGAUGUAAACGACGUUAAGAAAGCCCGAUUACUGCUCAAAUCAGUUAGAGAGACGAAUCCUAAGCAUGGACCAGCUUGGAUAGCUAGUGCCAGACUCGAGGAAGUGGCCGGGAAGCUUCAAACUGCUAGAAACAUAAUGGGAAGAGCCUGUCAGAGCUGCUCAACUAGUGAGGAUGUUUGGCUUGAAGCUGUUCGAUUGCAACCAUCAAGCGGUGCCAAAAAAGGUGGCGGAGGGAGUUCAGAUGCCAAAGCACUUAUAGCGAACGCGGUUAGGCACAUCCCGCAAAGUGUUAAGCUUUGGAUCAAGGCCGCCGAGCUGGAAGAAGAAAUCCCGGCCAAAAAGAGAGUUUUCAAAAAGGCUCUCGAACAAAUCCCCAAUUCCGUCAAGUUAUGGAAGCGCGCAGUUGAGCUUGAAGAGGACCAAGAGGACGCCAAGGUAAUGUUGAGUCGAUCUGUCGAAUGCUGCCCUCAAAGCGUGGAUCUUUGGUUGGCUCUUGCCAGACUUGAAUCUUACGAAAAUGCUAGAAAAGUUCUGAACAAGGCCAGAGAGAAUAUUCCCACCGAUCGAAGUAUAUGGAUAACUGCCGCCAAGCUGGAAGAAGUCAAAGCUAGAGAGCCAAAAGAUUCCAAUGCCGAAACCGAAAAAGAGAAGACCGAGAAAGAUCCCGCCAAAAAAAGCAUGGCAUGGAAGAUUAUAGAAAGAGCCAAAAUAUCCCUUAGCGCCAAUGCCGUUGAGAUAAACCGGGAUCAAUGGAUUCAGGAUGCGGUUAACGCGGAUAUAUCCGGCUAUCCAGAAACUGCAAGGGCCAUAAUCGACCAAGUGGUUCAAAUGGGAGGGAUUUCCUUGCCCACCAUAUCCGCCAUACCCGAGGACCAAAAUACCGAAAAAGAUGGGGCCGAACAAGAAGGCGACUAUGUGCGCGACGGGCUUCUCGAAGAUGCGGAAGCGUGCGAAACCAAGGGGGCCUACGAAUGCGCGCGCGCUAUUUACGCUCACGUGCUGCUUCGAUUUGGUAAAGAUGGGAAAGAGGCCUGGCUUCGGGCUGCCCAUUUCGAAAAACAUUACGGGACUAGAGAGUCACUCGACGCUCUUCUCGAUAAGGCUGUCGAAAAUUGUCCCAGAGCCGAAACGCUAUGGCUCAUGAACGCCAAACACAAAUGGCUUAAUAUGUCCAAUCCCGCUAACCCUAACGUCUCAGUGGAAGCUGCCAGGGAUGUUCUUUCUAAGGCCUUCCGAUUCAACCCGAACAGUGAAGAUAUUUGGCUAGCCGCCGUGAAACUCGAAUCAGAAACCGGUCAUUUUGAAAGGGCCCGUAAACUGCUCAAUCGAGCCCGCACAUCCGCUCCCACUCCGAGGGUUCUCGUCAAAUCGGUCAAGUUGGAGUGGGGCGCCAUGCAAAAUUUGGAAAACGCCUUGCAGCUCAUAAAUGAUCCCAGUUUUGCCGUUAGAUUUGAGGGAUUUGAUAAGAUAUGGAUGAUGAAGGGUCAAAUAUAUGCGCAGAUGAAAAAAUUUGUAGAAGCCAAGGAGGCUUACACCGAAGGGAUCAAAAAAUGUCCCACAUCCAUACCUCUCUGGGUCCUAAGUGCCAAGCUCGAAGAAACCAAUGGUCAAGUUAUCAAGGCUAGGGCCAUCAUGGAAAAGGCCAGACUCAGGAAUCCUGCUAACGAAGAUUUAUGGCUGGAGUCUAUCAGGGCGGAACUUAGGGCCGGUAACAAGGAUUUCGCGGAUUCUUUGAUGGCUAAAGCAAUGCAAGAAUGUCCCAACAGUGGUAAGUUAUGGGCAGAAUCUAUAUUCAUGGAAUCCAGACCUCAUAGAAAGACCAAAAGUGUCGACGCCCUUAAACGUUGCGAACAUGAUGUUAGAGUUCUCUUGGCCGUUUCUAAAUUAUUUUGGUGCGAAAGGAAACUAUCCAAAGCGAAAGAUUGGUUUUAUCGAACGUUAAAACUUGACCAAGACUACGGAGAUACGUGGGCCUAUUUUUACCGAUUUCUAUGCAUGCAUGGUACAGAGGAAGAAAAAGAGGAACUUAUUAAGAGAUGCGUAAAAGCUGAACCUCAUCACGGUGAAAUUUGGUGUUCUGUUUCCAAGGAUAUCAGUAAUUGGAAGCUUAAGACUCCGGAAAUAUUAAUUAAAACUUCAGAAAUAUUGGAAAUACCUAAAUAAUCUUUUUUUUUUAUUAAUUUAUAAUUUAUUGUAAAUUUUGGUGUAUAUUUUUUAUUAUUAUUAUUUAAAUUGUGUAAUAUAACAUUAAUUGUUAUCAUUGAUUGUUGAGAAACCCUAUAU
Gordionus sp. m RMFG-2023 is the source of this 3283-nucleotide messenger RNA. Its product is annotated as pre-mRNA-processing factor 6-like. Gene Ontology annotation, biological process: mRNA splicing, via spliceosome; spliceosomal tri-snRNP complex assembly. Bases 50 to 3163 code for a protein of 1037 amino acids. Gene Ontology annotation, molecular function: protein binding. Gene Ontology annotation, cellular component: U4/U6 x U5 tri-snRNP complex; catalytic step 2 spliceosome. The record is from RefSeq and is a predicted model, not a curated record. Lineage: Eukaryota; Metazoa; Nematomorpha; Gordioida; Chordodea; Parachordodidae. The transcript has 22 exons.